Odobenus rosmarus divergens (Pacific walrus) is the source of this 399-nucleotide messenger RNA. Its product is annotated as bolA-like protein 1-like. The coding region runs from base 1 to 399 and encodes 132 amino acids. The transcript has a single exon. NCBI's taxonomy places the organism in Eukaryota, Metazoa, Chordata, Mammalia, Carnivora, Odobenidae. The record is from RefSeq and is a predicted model, not a curated record.
AUGCUGAGUGAGUGGCAGCUGAGGUCCAGAGUAUGGUGUAUCGGUCGCCUGGUCUCUGUGGCCCACCACAUCUGUGGUCUGUGCUGGGGCAGCAUGGGCUCAGGGACCAUAGAUCUGAUCCAGACUGCCAUUUGUGUGAAGUUGGAGCCCCUGAGGACCGUGGUGCUGGAGCUGUUCAAAGAGAGCUGUGGCUACGAGAUCCCACCAGGCAGCAAGAUGCUCUUCUACAUGGCCAUAGUAAAUUCUAGCUUAAAGGGAGUGAUUUGGCCACACUGCGCUGUUCAAAGAGCUGGCCAGGCUGCUCCACGUCUUGGCCAUCCAGGUGCAGACCCCUGGCCAUCCAGGUGCAGACCCCUCCCCUGGAGGGAGAACCCUUACCUGGACAGGAGCCUCCCCUGA